Branchiostoma belcheri (Belcher's lancelet) is the source of this 1645-nucleotide messenger RNA. RefSeq names its product altered inheritance of mitochondria protein 21-like. NCBI's taxonomy places the organism in Eukaryota, Metazoa, Chordata, Leptocardii, Amphioxiformes, Branchiostomatidae. The transcript has 9 exons. The record is from RefSeq and is a predicted model, not a curated record.
CGAGCCUUAAGGUACAGGUGAGACAUUUCUACACAGAACACACCUGUUAAGGUACAACAAGUGUACAGGCGUCCAGGUAAACCGGCGUUAAGGUUAGAAGUUGUGGACUACAAUAAGUCAUGGACAAAGACUCGGGAGUCGCAGUUGACGACAUCGCCCCAGUAGUGAUGGGGGAGGGCGCGACCUUCCCUAAACUGGACGGAGUUCCGGACAUCGAGGGGGAUUCUGGGAACUUUAACGACGACCAGAGCAGCCAGAGUUCGGACAACACCGUCAACUCUUCACUCUACACAAACUCCGACAAACCACCAGAACCAGACGAAGAAGCAACACAAGAAGAGGAGGGCGAGGGAGGGGAGGAGUCGAAGAAGGGAAAGAAGAAGAAGAAGAAGGAGAAGAAGGCGACGAAAGGAAAAUUCAAAGGAUGCAAAGGUAGAUUUGCAGGUUACUUGUAUGUAUACUAACAAAUGAUGGAGUUAUCACACUCUAUGGGGGAGUGGACGAUAGCGGUUAUUGACGUGGAGGAGGCCCUUCCUCCGGCCCUGCUAGCCACCAUACCCAAACCUCCAGCAUCACUAUCAGUCGCUGACAAAGAUCCCGCUCAAAAGGUCCCGGUCUCGGAGCCCAACGGUGGGAAUCGAACCCUCUUCUCCUCCUUAAUUGCAGACAAACCAGAGGUCCCGGUCUCGGAGCUCCCCACCGUUUGGACCGUAGCUACGAAGACCGAAAGUUCUGCUGCAGAGUCAAGACCAGAAAACACACCAGAGCCUAAACCAGCUUCUCCAGCUCAGCCCAGACGGAGAUAUUUUUCAGACUUGUUUGCCAAGAUCAGCGCCAUCAACACACUAGGCAGAUCGACACGACCAAAGCCAGCGGAUCCAGAAGACACCAGACUACACAGUGAACCUCUAGAACCUGUCAUUGAACCCCUAGAACCAGCCAUACAAUACACUACCGUUCAACAAUCAGCCAUGGCAGACGACAGCGCCCAACUCCAAGUGCACCCCGAGCCCGUAGAAAUUCACCGGGAGGCUGAAGUGAAGUCUUCGGUGGCACCUGCGAGCGACACCGAGCAGGAUUCGGGAACGUACGAUGGAGUGGACAACGCGAGCCUCAGCUCGGAUAACACAACCAACUCGGACCUCUAUACUGACACAGAAGACCAACCGGAACAAGAGCCAGAGUCUGUAUAUGAAGAAGUGAACCCAACAGAAGCUGGCAACAGUCAGGCUGCACCAGGGACAGAUGGGGCUAAAACUGAAGAAACACCAACAGCUACAGAACAAGGUGACAACAAGGACACGAAGGAGAAAAAGAAGAAAAAGACUCCAGGGUGCACAGGAAACUUAUUCAGCUGUAUGAAGAAACCAGGAUCGAAGAAGAAAAAGGAGACAACAAAAAAAGAAGGUACUGAAGAACCAGUGGAAGAAAAUGAGGAGGAAACAGAGAAGAAAGAUCAGAAUGAAGUUGAAGAUAAGGAAGAGAAGAACAUCUAUGAGGGAAUAAAGGAAGAUGAAGGGGAGGGAAUAUGUAACAAUUGAGAAAGGAGAAGCUUAAAAAAGAAGAUAACAGUGAUGAAAAAGACCCCACCCUUAUUUAUACUUGGACAUAUCAUCUUACUGUCUUCUAUACUGAUAGGCUGGUA